Molecule: messenger RNA, 867 nt
Organism: Thecamonas trahens ATCC 50062
Lineage: Eukaryota; Apusomonadida; Apusomonadidae
Product: NADH dehydrogenase 1 alpha subcomplex
Exons: 1
Coding region: 1-687 (228 amino acids)
Biological process (GO): mitochondrial electron transport, NADH to ubiquinone; mitochondrial respiratory chain complex I assembly
Cellular component (GO): mitochondrion
Source: RefSeq, a predicted model, not a curated record
AUGAAAGCUGGGCCUGCGCUGCCGCAGGCGGUGGUGCGGCUGACGGCGUGGGGCGGGUGGUCCAAGGCCGAGGCCGAGGCGGCGGCCGAGGCCGGGACGGAGAUCGAGCCGCUGGAGAUGGGCUCGUGGAUGGUGGUGACCGACGAGACGAUCCAGGGCAGCUCACGGGCGACGGCCGAGGCGGUGGCUGGGGACGGGCCUGGAUAUGAGGCGCAUGUUGUGUUUAAGGGCGAGCUGUCGACGACGCCGGCGCCCGGGUACGAUCGGUCGGGCUUUGCCUCGUUCCGGACGGUGCCGGGAACAACGGUCCCGUCGCUCGAGUACUACGACGCGUUUGAAAUUGUGUGCCGCGGCGAUGGGCGGCCAUACCAGUUUAACGUCGGCUGCGAGUCUGUGGUGCCGGAUGAUCUGCACCAGGCAGCGCUGCCGACCCAUGAGGCCAGCGCUGCUGCUGACUGGGCCGUCGUCCGCAUCCCCUUUGACGCGCUCAUCAUGACCUGGCGCGGCUUUGUCCAGGUUGAGCAGCUGAAGCUCGACUCGCGGCGGAUCACAUCGCUCGGCUUUACGCUCGCCGAUGGCGUCGACGGCCCGUUCGAGCUCGCCAUCCGCGACAUCCGCGCCAUCCGCAUGGCUGACGCCGACGCCGACGCCGGCGAUGCUGCUGCUGCUGGUGGUGGCGUCGAUUGACGAGGGUGAAGGCGAGGCUGCGUGCAAGUAGAUGUGUUGGGGCGGGGUGAGGCGGGGUGAGGCGGGGUUAAGCCGCGUCACCGAAGCCGAGCCUGGCGAAGCAUGGCUCGGCUGCUGUCGAUGCAGCGUGAUGGAAUGGAGAUGGAUGGGUGAUGGACUGAACUCAAUGAAAGAGGGGCC